Messenger RNA from Symbiodinium necroappetens, 579 nucleotides. The record is from the annotation of a GenBank genome assembly. Lineage: Eukaryota; Dinophyceae; Suessiales; Symbiodiniaceae.
AUGGCAGAUGCUCUGUCCUGGCCGACAUCCGUGAAAACCCGGCACCAGCUCGGGACGGUCUUCCAUCAGCAGGGAAGAAGCGAGGAAGCUCUGCGCGAGUUCAAUGCUUCGCUGAUGAUUCUGGAUGACAACGCGCUGACAGACCACUGCAUAGCGCAGGUCUACAUCGAAACGGGCCGCUACCAUCUCGCUUUGGAGCGCUUCGAGAAGAUUCUGCGUGGGCACGGAGUGGGAUUCUCUGCGUUUAAUCUCUGGAUGCUGUAUGUGGACUACGGCUUUACGCUGGUUGCCUUGGGCAAGUUCCAAGAGGCUAUCCAGCCGCUGGAGUAUGGUCUCUCCAGGAAUGCUGCAGUCCCGCACGGACAGAAUGCUCUGGGUUACGCCUACGCGCAGCUCAACCAGUUGCAGGAAGCGCAAGAGGUCCUUGCACGAGGUCUGGAGUACGAUCCCGACAACCCUGUGAUUUGGUCGAAUCUGGCCGUCGCCGCAUGCUCAGUCCGUCGAUUCCGGGGCACGACGGCAUGGUUAGCCAGAGGUGUGAUUAUGACCGUUUGUACGAUGUUGUCUUCACGAUGCUGA